AGAAAAAGGAGGCAAGCAGAGUGCGAGAGCAACCCAGCAGGUACAGUACUUGAGCGCGGUGGAAAGCCGAAGUGUGAGUCGAGAGAGAGAGAGACAUAUAUAUAUAUAAACCCUUCCUAUUCUUUUGUGAUUCUUACAAAAACCCACCGCGUGCCUCAGGUCUUUACUUUCUUUGUUAAGCAUAAGUGCCCGCUCUUCUCGUAUCUUCCCCCCCCCCACUCUCUCUCUCUCUCUCUCUCUCUCUCUCUCUCUCUUCCGAAUGGAUUCGACGGCAGACAUGGGGACGUCGAGCGGAUCCCGACUCAGGCGCCUCAACGAGGCAGUGUCCAAGUCGUGGGUCGGGCGGUGGUUCAAGCUGGCGGAGCGCUGUACAACCUUCACCACCGAGCUGCGUGCCGGCACUGCCACCUUCCUCACCAUGGCAUACAUCCUCGCAGUGAACGCCUCCAUCCUCGCCGACUCCGGCGCCACCUGCUCAAUCGACGACUGCCUCCGCCCCUCCCCUUCCUGCCUCCUCCCGCCCGUGGAUGCCGGCUACGCCGCCUGCGUCGACCGCGCCCGCCGCGACCUCAUUGUCGCCACCGCCGCCUCCUCCAUCGUCGGCUCCUUCAUCAUGGGCGCCUUGGCCAACCUACCCCUGGCGCUGGCCCCCGGUAUGGGCACCAACGCCUACUUCGCCUACACCGUCGUCGGCUUCAACGGCUCCGGCAACCUCCCCUACCGAACCGCUCUCGCCGCCGUCUUUUUAGAGGGCCUCCUCUUCCUGCUUAUAUCUGCUCUCGGCUUCCGCGCUCGCCUCGCCAAGCUCGUGCCCCGUCCCGUCCGCAUCUCCUCCUCUGCUGGUAUCGGCCUAUUCCUCGCCUUCAUUGGCCUCCAGAGCAACCAAGGAGUGGGCCUCGUCGGCUACAGCUCCUCCACCCUCGUCACCCUCGCCGCCUGCCCCCGCGAGGCCCGCGCCUACCUCGCCCCCGUCGAGGUCUUCGACAACGGAACCGUGGCCCUCAUCCCAGGAGGCACCGUCUCCGGCGACGUUCUCUGUCUGCACGGCCGCAUGGAGUCCCCUACCCUCUGGCUUGGCGUCGUCGGCUUCCUCAUCAUAGCCUUCUGUCUCAUCAAGAACGUCAAGGGCGCCAUGAUCUACGGCAUCGUCUUCGUCACCGCCGUCUCCUGGUUUCGCCACACCUCGGUCACCGCCUUCCCGGACACCCUGGAGGGGAACGAGGCUUACCGCUAUUUCAAGAAGGUGGUGGACGUACACCGAAUCGAGUCCACGGCGGGGGCGCUCAGCUUCAGCGGCAUCGGCACGGGCCGCUUCUGGGAGGCGCUCCUCACCUUCCUCUACGUGGACGUGCUCGACACCACGGGCACGCUCUACUCCAUGGCGCGCUUCGCGGGCUACGUGGACGACAACGGGGACUUCGAGGGGCAGUACUUCGCCUUUAUGUCGGACGCGGUCGCCAUCGUGGUGGGCUCACUGCUGGGCACGUCGCCGGUGACGGCCUUCAUCGAGUCAUCGACGGGGAUCAAGGAGGGGGGCCGGACCGGGAUGACAGCGCUCACGGUGUCGGCCUACUUCCUGUUGGCCUUCUUCUUCACACCGCUGCUGGCUUCGAUACCGGCGUGGGCGGUCGGGCCACCGCUGGUGCUGGUCGGGGUGCUCAUGAUGAAGGCGGUGGUGGAAAUCAAGUGGGAGGACAUGACGGAGGCUAUCCCAGCCUUCAUGACCAUGAUCCUCAUGCCCCUAACCUACUCCAUCGCCUACGGACUCAUCGGUGGCAUCGGCACCUACAUCGUCCUCCGCGCCUGGGACUGGUCCGUCACCGCAUGGACUCGCCACGGCAGUGUCACCAAGAGCCUACCGCUCGUCAGCGAUAGCGGCGGCCGCGACGGAGCCGUUGUUGCAGCAGCAGCGGGCAAUGGCGGCGGGGACGGCCUUGGCGAUACGAAGGAGAAUGAGAAUGAUCAAGCGGUAUGACACGCUUGAAGGAUUAUUAUCAUCGAGGAAUCAUCGUUAACUCAAAGGGAAAGAGGAAAAGGACAGGUUACCAGUCGUAAAUAGGGUAAUUAAUCUGGGAUCUCCUUUUUCGUCUCCCACUCUCGCUCUCUUCUUCGUGUUGCUUUUAUUGCUUUGUAGCGGUGGGAGCUAACUGGAGGCCGAGGGGGAAGUGCUGGUGGAUGGGUGGCCUUUGUACUUGGCACUAGCUUUGUACUCUUAUUUUGGUCUCUAGUGUUGGGGAAAGGCAUGGGUGGUGGCGCUCGCUUUUGCAGCGGACAAAUAAAUACACAGCAAGCACGCAUGGGAAGUAGCUACGCCUAUCGCCAUUGACUGUGCCCGCACGGCGAUCCCAUCGCAUUAUGUUCUCAUAAUCGUGAAAAGAAUCACAAUAGUUAUUCUCCUGCCAAUGGACAAAAGCAACGAUUGCUGCUAAUUUUCAUCGAGGCCAAAUAAUUAGAUUUCCCAUCUUCCAUUUGGAAGCCUUCCAUUCUCCUCAUACCAUGUAUCCUCGGAAGCAUAUGGGAAGGAAGGAGGGGACUGUGUCGCCAAACACCACAAGCUGUAUAUGCUUUUACGCAAAGGAAUCUUGUUGGAGGCGCCUGUUUCACAAAGAGGCAGUCUCAAAGCGUUGAAAUGAGUGGCAAGAA
Musa acuminata AAA Group (dessert banana) is the source of this 2643-nucleotide messenger RNA. Its product is annotated as adenine/guanine permease AZG1-like. Bases 260 to 1975 code for a protein of 571 amino acids. The transcript has a single exon. Gene Ontology annotation, biological process: transmembrane transport; guanine transport; adenine transport. The record is from RefSeq and is a predicted model, not a curated record. Gene Ontology annotation, cellular component: plasma membrane. Gene Ontology annotation, molecular function: purine nucleobase transmembrane transporter activity. Lineage: Eukaryota; Viridiplantae; Streptophyta; Magnoliopsida; Zingiberales; Musaceae.